Messenger RNA from Durio zibethinus, 5294 nucleotides. Lineage: Eukaryota; Viridiplantae; Streptophyta; Magnoliopsida; Malvales; Malvaceae. The record is from RefSeq and is a predicted model, not a curated record.
UCGAUUGUGGUUCUGUUCUGAGCCUUUCCUCGAUUCACUGCUUUUUUUUGUUUUUCUCUGGUCUUGCUUUUAACAAAUUCUUGUCAGGAUCUAACUCCAAAAACUCUGUCGGGACAGGGGCAUUAUAGCUAAUGCAAUGUGUGACGUUGUUGGGCCAAUCCUUGAAGUUAUAAAGUUCAUCGGCCGUCCAGCUAUAAGAUAUCUUAAUUACCACAGAAAAUUCAACAAAUACGUGGAUAACUUCAAACAGGCUCAAGCAGAUUUGCGUGCUAGGGAGGCGGAUAUUCAACAAAAACUGCAAGACGAGCAUCAUUUUGGGAAAAAGCCAAAGCAGGAAGUUGAAAAUUGGUUCAAAAUAGUAAAGGAGAAGAUUAGUCGUGCACAAGGUGUUGAAGAUAAAGUCAGUAAAGGGAAAUUCUAAUUCCGCUCUUGCUUAGGGAAGGUUGUUGACGAAAUGACUCAAGAAAUUAAGGAAGUAUGUGCUAAAGGUCGAUUCUCCGAUGGCUUGGUGGUUAACGAUCCUUCAGCUCCAAAGCUCAAACUCCCAACAGAAAAGUUAGCAGGCGCUACUAAAGCAGAAGAAAUUUACCAAUACUUGAUGGGCGAUGAAGUUAGAAUGAUUGGAGUGUGUGGGAUGGGAGGAAUAGGCAAAACAACAAUAAUGAAGCAUGUCCAUAAUAACUUGUUGGAAGAAACCAAAUUUAGCAAAUUAAUUUGGACAACUGUAUCUCAGGACUUUGAUAUUCGAAGUUUACAAAAGAAAAUUGCAUGUCAAUUGAACGAAGAGUUGUCAGAUGAUGAAGAUACAACCAUACGUGCAGCAAAGUUAUCAGAAAUGUUGAGGAAACAAGGGAGGUAUGUGCUAAUAUUGGAUGAUGUAUGGAGCAACUUUUCUCUUGUGGAUGUCGGAAUCCUUGAGCCAACAACAGAUAAUGGAUGUAAAUUAGUGCUGACAACACGUUCAGAAGAGGUUGUUCGAUCAAUGGGCUGUAAGAAAGUCCAAGUGUUGUGUCUUUCUGCAGAUGAGGCUUUGCAGUUAUUUUUAAGCAAAGUUGGACAAGACAUGUUGCCUAAUCCAACUUUAGAAUCAAUUAUGAAAGAUAUUGUGGGAGAAUGUGAUGGACUUCCUCUUGGAAUUGUCACAGUAGCUGGAUGUAUGAGGGGAAUAUCCGAUCCUCUUGUGUGGGAAAAUGCUUUGAAUGAAUUGAAAGGUUACAUCAGAAACAUCCGGGACAUGAAAGAUAAGGUGUUUGGAUGUUUACAAUUCAGCUAUGAUCGUCUAGAACAAAUAGACCAAGAUUGUUUUCUGUAUUGUGCAUUAUAUCCUGAAGAUCAUGAAAUCUAUAAAGAGGAGAUAAUUGGAUAUUGGAUGGAAGAAGGGCUUAUAGAUGAAAUGGGAACUAGAAAAGCAAUGGAUGAUUGCGGUUAUUCUAUUUUGCAGAAGCUUGAAGAUAACUGUUUGCUAGAAAGGAUUGAGGGGGUUACAUAUACAAAGAUGCAUGAUGUUGUUAGAGAUAUGGCGUUGCAUAUCACAAGAAAAAGAUUUUUGAUAAAAGCUGGUAUGCAAUUGGAAGAGCUACCAAAUGAGGAAGAAUGGACUGAUGAUUUGGAGAAGAUUUCUUUAAUGCACAAUUCCAUAUCAACAAUUCCUCAAAAUAUGAAGUCUCCAAAAUGUCAAAAGCUCACAACCUUGCUGCUCUCAAGAAAUUCAUUGAAAGAAAUUCCGGAAUCUUUCUUUAAGCACAUUCCUAAUCUUAAGAUUCUUGAUCUUUCUAACAAUCCUAUUGCGAAUUUGCCAAAUUCUAUCUCUAAUCUGGAGAAUCUCACUGCAUUGUUGCUGCAUGGUUGUGGCAAUUUAGAUAAUCUGCCAUCUUUAUCGAAGCUUCAAGCUUUGAAGAAAUUGGACCUUGGAAACACUUCAAUCAAGGAAAUCCCUCAAGAUUUGGAAAUGGUGGUAAAUCUUAGAUAUCUCAAUCUUAGAUUUACCGAGCGUUUAAAAGAGAUCCCCAAUGGAUUAUUGUCAAAAUUGUAUCGUCUUCAGUAUUUGGCAAUACAUCCAGCACCAUCAGGAGCAACAGAGAUAAGGGAAUUGAAGAAGUUGGAAUUUUAUGAAGGUUGUUUUAGUAACGUGGGUGACUUGAACAUGUAUGCUAGUCAGAGAAAAAGGCUUCAUAAAUACUUGAUUUGGGUGAGUCACCGGUUGCGUUAUCAUCACUAUUAUCAUUCUGUGGAAUAUAGUAAAAUGGUUGCAUUUGUGGGUUUUGAUAUUAAUUCUGGAGACGGAAUUAUCCUUCCAUAUGACAUCCAGCAAUUACUAGUUAUUCAGUGUAAAGGUGUGAAAAGUUUAAACGAUAUUUGUGGAUUGAAAGAUGCAACUGAUUUGAAGGGAUGUGGAAUUUUUAAAUGUGAGGAGUUGGAGUACAUUUUUUCAUCCGGUUCUCAACUUCAAACACUUGAGUCUCUAAAUCUAAGUUAUUUGGAGAAUUUGAAGGCUUUAGUCGAAGAGUCAUCAGUGGGCACAUUUUCCUCCCUCAAAGAAAUCUAUCUAUAUGGUUGUGGAAAAAUAAAGAAAUUGUUGUCAGCUAAGUGGGUUCUGCACAACUUGGAAGAGAUCACUGUCAGGCAUUGCAAGGAAAUGGAGGAAAUAAUAGAAUCAGAGGAAGAAGGAACGGGUACCAUCAAAUAUACUCUUCCCAAACUAAGGAAAUUGAAAUUAUCAUUUUUACCAAAUUUGAAGAGCAUUUGUAGUAAACAUGGAGUAAGUGAUUCUCUCCAAUGUAUUGAAAUAGUGGAUUGUCCAGAGCUAAAGCAGAUUCCCCUGCAUGACCUUGAUAAGGAAAAGCCAUAUCCUCCUUCUCUCAAGGAAAUCUGCGUGGAUCCAAAAGAAUGGUGGGAAUCAGUGGAAUGGGACCAUCCCCAGGCAAACAAUGUCCUUCUACCCUUCCUCAAGUUUUGGGAUAAGGGCCAUUGGAAGCAAGCUGCUUGAUGAAGUAUCUUUAAAAUCAUAAUAUACAUAAAACGGGGAAGAAGGCUGCAGGCCCUAAUGCUGAAGUUAGAUCACAAUCCAAACAUUUAUUGCUUUCUCAUUCUCAUGUACAGAUGCAGUGUUCCUCGUAAUUAAAUCAUAAACCUUGAUUGCAUUGUUUUUUCUUUUUUUUUUUUUCCUUUUUAUGACUUUUUCAUUCCAUUUGUGUGUAAAGGUUAAUAUGCAUUAUAAAUUCGUAUAUUUAUAUUUGCCAUUGUAUAAAAUUUCCUUGCUUUCCUAUUAGAAUUUGUUUUCUUCUUUUAAUCCUUCCUCAUCACAGAAUAAAAGGCUUGCUUUGAAAAGUAGUGAAAUUAUGAUAUGUCUUAUGCUAUAUAUAGAAUUUAGUUCAAGUAAAUAUUGAAAAGUAUGGAUCACACAAUUUUAAUUGCCCAUCCAAAAAUCUAUUUGCCAUAUGAUUUUUUUUCUACAUUAAAUAAGAAUACUUUUUAGAAGAAAUUUGAUUAUCAAAUAGAUGAGUGAAUGCACUAUUCAAACGGAGAACUCUGAGCAAUUCAUACAUUGUGCGAAAUAGAAAUAAAAAAUAUUCUGACUGAUUCUUUGUUAAAUAUUUUCCUUCGAUUCUUCUACCAGAUUGAAUCAGUUUUUUGCAUCAAAUCAAACUCAUGAUCCAAAUGCAAAUUAUACAAUUCUAACCUUGGCAGGUUGACAUUAAGCAGGACAAAGAAAAACUCAUAAGAAGAUCAACGAUAAAACAUAAGCCAAAUAGAUAAAUAAAUCCAUUUGAAAAUCUGAACUUCUUAGUGGAUUUUGAAAGGAAGAAAGAAAAAUCCUUACUAAAUUUCUAUUAUAGAUAUUGCAGUCAUUUUUGUGUAUCCUUUUCUACAAUGGGAUAUAGAACAAAGCUCUGUUGUUUCUUCAAUAUUUCCUGAUCCUUUACUUCCUCUCUUUUGAGACCUAUCUCUCCAAUGAAACGAAAACCGUUUGUCCAGGCCAAUAUAUCACUCUCUGGUAGUCAAACUAUCGCCUCAAAAAAUGGAAGGUUUGAUCAUUGAACUCGAUGAAUAUAUUCCCCUGUUGCAGUUCUUGAGAACAGUCGAAACCUUGUUUUGAGAAAUAAUUCAAACCCUUCAGUUAUAGUAGCUCGAAUCUUUGAUCAGCUGACAGAUACUUUGUUGUCUGGUGCCAAGCUUGGAAUUGACAAGAUGACCAAGAGAUGGUAAAUUAUUGAUUAAAUACAAACAAAACUAAAUUAUUGAAUAAUACUAUUUCUCUCUAUUUUGCUUUUAGUAAAGCUUUUUUUUAUUUCUCUUUUCAGUCCAUCACAUCUAGCAUCUACUAAUAUUUGGUAUUUAGACAAGAAUAACACCGCUCCUACAACAUUUUUUGUUUUUCUUAUUCUCCACCAGUCACCAUCUUUGGAAACAUUAUUUGGCGGAAACCACUUUAAAGCGCUCCACUAAUUAUUUCAGCUUUUUAACAGGGCCCCAUGACAAAUUGGACCUUUGUUGACUAGCCACAGUGGUUUUCCUAGAAAGCAUAAGACCCAUGCCACCACCGGUCAAAUAACUCAAACAGCUCAAGCAGAAUACUAAAAUUUGUUCUUGUUUCUACUGUUCCCUGGAAUUUCUUUAUCUACUUUCCUCCAAGGUAAAAUUUCUGGUUUCCUUUCUUAUUUGGAUCUCUAGAAGUGCUGGAAAGAGCCCCAGUAGUCCUCACAGCUUGAUUCCAAAGUGAUCAGAAAAGAUCAAUUGAAGGAUUCCAAGUGAAGGGAAAUAACAAAUCUACAAGGAGAAAUUGUCUAUUAGAGGCCACUAAUUUUUAAGGGAGAAAAACUAGAUGGUGGAAUCGGAAGAAGAUGUUAUGAAUGAUAAGUAUGAUUAGCUUGAGAAGGGUUAGAAGAAUUGAGCAUUGAAGAACUACUUAGAAAUUAAGAUUUUAUGAAGUAUUGUUUAUUUUAGUUGUAAUACUCGACUUUGAACCUUUGAAGACUUGUUAUCUAGUUAUAUUACUUAAUGAGAACCUUUAUAUUUGAAAGUUAUUUAAUGGUUAUAGACUAGGCUUCGUAUUGCUUUGAGGUUUUAUUUCAAGGUAAUAUGGUCGUGUUAUGUCUCGAUUCGGGGCGUGACAAAAUCACUCGAAGAAUGCUUGUGAUUAAUUCAAGCAAUGAGAUAUCGUUGUAUAGGAUAUGAUCAUGCCAACUUAUAGUCUUUCUUCACCAGAAAAUUGCACUACAUUAAUUAGUACAUAAGUUUUUCUAAGCACUAGGUGAAGAUCUCUUACAGCAUUUUUGUUUAAUUUUCAAACACGG